AUGCUCUUAAAUUCAUUCAAAACAUCCAGUAGAAUCAUUUCAACAAGAGCAUAUGCUUCUGGCCCGCCUUCUGGUUUCAAGGGGAAUAAUGAACUCAUCACAGACAAUAAGUCUGAACAGCUUCUACAAAUGCUUUAUCCCAUAAAUGUUCCUCAACCUCCAACAAACAGAACGAGUCCUUCAAUUCCUCAUAGAGAUGAUGUUCAAAAGUCUGUAGACGCUGUCUUCCCAGGUGAAGAAGUACAUGAUACUAUUACGAGAGCGUUUAAUGUUUUACAAAGAGCUGAGCAAGACGCUCGCACUAAAGAUCUUGAAAACCGUGAUCUUAGGUUGAGAGAAGCUUUGAGCCGACUCGAAGACACUCACUUUGAAUUAUGGGAAAAAGCUGUUGCUCGACCUCAAAAGAUCAGCACUGCAAAGGUUGGUAAGAAAAAAGCCCAGACAAUGCGCAUACCUGGCUUGUUUCCAAGAGAUUUAAGGGCACCAACAGAAACACCACGAAAUGUAGUUUGGAAUCAUGACUGGAAAGCUCCAAUUGAAUAA
This is a messenger RNA of Wallemia ichthyophaga EXF-994, 543 nucleotides long. RefSeq lists its product as uncharacterized. The coding region runs from base 1 to 543 and encodes 180 amino acids. Gene Ontology annotation, biological process: mitochondrial translation. The transcript has a single exon. The record is from RefSeq and is a predicted model, not a curated record. NCBI's taxonomy places the organism in Eukaryota, Fungi, Basidiomycota, Wallemiomycetes, Wallemiales, Wallemiaceae. Gene Ontology annotation, molecular function: structural constituent of ribosome.